Messenger RNA from Harpegnathos saltator (Jerdon's jumping ant), 5084 nucleotides. It is a transcript of the gene wnd, whose product is annotated as Mitogen-activated protein kinase kinase kinase 13 wallenda. Gene Ontology annotation, cellular component: cytoplasm. Bases 279 to 3056 code for a protein of 925 amino acids. The transcript is spliced from 13 exons. Gene Ontology annotation, biological process: protein autophosphorylation. Gene Ontology annotation, molecular function: MAP kinase kinase kinase activity; ATP binding. Lineage: Eukaryota; Metazoa; Arthropoda; Insecta; Hymenoptera; Formicidae. The record is from RefSeq and is a predicted model, not a curated record.
UGUAAUAUGUAUUCCGUGACUCCGGUCAUGCUUGUGGUGACGUAUCGCGCGGGAAAGAACGUCUCCUCGGACGUGAACAAGCGUCGACAGAUGUAGCGUCACUUCAACGGCGCUUCAACGUGACCAGGGGAAAACGAUACGGUGAAUGACGGCGACAGCGACGACUAUCUCGCGGAUGUCCUCUCCUUCGCUCAUCCCGAACAGCCGACUCAAUCAUCAUCGCCAGAGAACGACGUGCUACGGCAGCACAGGACUAACGAUAUUGCACGUAGGUGAGAAUGCGUACCCCUGCUGAAACCGAGACACUGACCCAGUCCGAAAUGUAUCAUCUGAAUACCGAGGAGACGGGAACGUCCGCUGACGUGAGCCAAGUAGUCCUGUCGUCCCCUCAUCCGGAGGCUCACAUCUUUACAAACAGGAAAGGCCAAAGCAACGAGGCUACUAGCGCCGUCAGCAACGUCGUCGUUUCGAACAACGUCGUCAUCGGCACGAGGAGCAUGUUAUGCAUCCAAGAGGAGCUGGGCCAGCUAAGUGCGAUCGCAGGGAGUGCCACAAUCACCGAUUCGCGAGAACCUCAAUUACCUAACAGCAGCCACACCAACUCGGAAAAUAAUAGUAAUUCCAGUGACAAAUGUAGUCCUGGAUCGGGAAGUCUCGAUUCGCAGCGAUCCAGUUGGGUCGAAGGCAUAUUAGGAUGCAUGCGUCCCGUUUGGACUAUGCUGUCCAAGGCUACUGUUAACGAGAAAAUCAAAGGUCAUUCGACGGAUGAUUGGGAGAUACCUUUUGAAUCGAUCAGCGAGCUGCAGUGGCUCGGGUCCGGUGCUCAAGGUGCAGUAUUUAGCGGGAAACUAAAUAAGGAGGUUGUAGCUGUAAAAAAGGUGAGAGAACCGAGAGAGACUGACAUACGCCAUUUGCGGAAGCUCAAUCAUCCGAAUAUUGUACAAUUCAAAGGAGUGUGCACACAAGCCCCGUGCUAUUGCAUAAUAAUGGAAUUUUGUCCAUACGGACCAUUGUACGACCUUCUGAGAGCCGGAGAACCGGUUCCUCCUACUAGAUUGGUGUCAUGGUCAAAACAAAUUGCUGCAGGGAUGGCAUACCUUCAUUCCCACAAGAUCAUCCAUAGGGACCUCAAAAGUCCAAACGUUCUGAUAGGACAAAGGGAAGUGGUGAAGAUCAGUGACUUCGGAACGAGCAGGGAAUGGAACGAGAUUAGUACAAGAAUGAGUUUCGCCGGCACCGUGGCGUGGAUGGCGCCGGAGAUUAUUAGGAAUGAACCGUGCUCGGAGAAGGUGGAUAUAUGGUCGUAUGGCGUCGUAUUGUGGGAAUUGCUCAGCGGCGAGAUACCUUACAAAGACGUGGACUCCUCUGCUAUUAUUUGGGGAGUCGGCAACAAUUCUCUUCGCUUGCCGAUCCCGAACAGCUGUCCCGAGGGUUACGGUCUACUGGUUAAACAAUGCUGGGCGGCUAAGCCGCGUAAUAGACCGUCCUUCAAGCUUAUCGAGAUGCACCUCUCCAUCGCGGCUGUCGACGUACUCUCUACGAAACCUGAAGAUUACUUUAAGGCCCAGCAAUCGUGGAAAAAGCAAAUAAGAGAACACAUGAUGCAGAUGCAAUCGAAUAGCAACAGCAGUCCGCGCUUCGAGGCCGAUUUAAUUCGGCGAAGGGAAGACGAAUUACGACAUGCUCAAGACAUCAGAGAACAUUAUGAGCGCAAGCUCGAGCGAACCAACAACCUGUACUUAGAAUUGAGCGCCGUAUUAUUGCAAUUGGAGCUACGUGAACGAGAUGUGAUAAAAAAUAAAUGUAUCUGCAGGAGAGAACAACAAUCUGGAUACAAACAGUGCAAGAAACGUCUUGUCCGUCCUUUAUUGAAAGCCCAGGAAAGGCUUUAUCGUAAACGGAACGGCACAGUGCACUUAUCCACCUCAUCCACGCCUACUACUCCACCUUCACCCACAGAUCUGCCGCAGAGUCCUGUCAAAGCCACCAUGUAUACGCAGUUGAACGAAUCAAACCAGCCAGAAAGCAUUCUAGCACCGAGUAAUAGUUUCAAGCAACGUAAAUACAGACAUCGUAGAGUGGGCUCGGGCUGCGGCAUGAGCUCCAGUCCUAGAUCGAGCCCACAUCGUGAAAGAAAAAGCACAGAAGUACCUGCGAGAUUCAUCGAUAAUCACACGCAAACGGACAUCAUGGAUAUUAGCGAAACCGACCACAGUCCGAUAGCGAAUGUGACGCAUUCUCUGACAGAGAAAUGCUCUUUGGACGAUGUUAGGAGGCACUCGUUGAGUAAAUCAAUGGUAGAAUGUUUAAACGGGAAUCCAGCUUUGCCGGACUCGCAUUAUAGAAUAGAAUCUAGUCCAUGCUCCAGUCCCGAACCUUUGGAUGAAAAUAACUCCAACGGAAACGAACGUUUGAAGGAUUGUAGCGACGAUGAUAAUCUCGAGACGCUUGGUAGAAAAGUCAGCGAGAUUAUAAACGCGAAUCGUCUUAUCUCACCCAUUGACAAUGGAAACGACGAGGAUGUCCUGUUAUCUCAUAGUAGGAAUAAAGAAGAUCCGGCCAAAUUAAUUCACUUUUGCGGUAUUAACGUCAACGGAUCAAAUCUGCAGCAAGAACAGCCCGAUAUUAUAGUGCGAACAGACACUACGGAUGAUCGCGAAGAUGAUGCAUGUGAAGAGAGCUGGUCAGACGAAGAAGGGGAGGAUCCGAGCUAUACUUACAAUUACUUGCGACGAAGAAGUAUCGCAAGGAGGCCAAUAGCUCCCGGCUGCAGAUUAAGAAGAUCUAAACAAACGGUUGAAAGAGCAAAGGUGGUGUUAGCUUCUGAUGAGGAAAAUACUUCUGAAUAUUCGCAUCCUCCGUCCAGUCAGUCCUCCACUUUAGAAAGCAAUCCAGAUGUUCAAAGAGCGUUUCGUGAUAUACAUGAUUCUCAAAAAAGGAAAGAAAUGGAUGACGCUUCUGACACAUCGAGUCAAUCAGAAACGGACGAGGUUAGUGAAGUUACAAUUGCAUCUCAACCGGCGAGUGGAACUAAAAAGAUAGAGAGCAGAGUAUAGACUAGUUUUUAGUGUAAUUUUUAUAUCUGAUUUGUGAACGAUUUAUAGCGUAGUUACUGCCCAGUGAAUUCGGUGAUUACAUCCUUCAUUCUGCAACUUGUGUUAAAUAUGUAGAUAUUUAUCUAUUCAUACCUGUACACACAUCUGACAUUGGCGCGCGCACACACAUACUAUACAUAUAAACAUAUGCAUGCAUUUAUGCAUCACACAUUACACACAUGUGCGCGCGCGCGCGCGUGCAUAUACAUAUAUAUUAAGAAAUAUGUAAUAUUAUUUAGAAGACAUAAGCAAACAAUUCUCAUACUCUGAGAUUCGACUCCUUACAUCUUAUUUGAAUAUGGUAAAUUCAAAUGAUUUUCGAAACAUGCUCGAUCAUUGUUUAACCAGCUGUCAACUGGUGGUAAAUUAGAUUAAUAUUGCUCAAGUUUGAGUUAUACUGAGAAUCUGUUCCGCAAUAUAUAUUGAGACAUAAGAUGAUUGUGACUUAGAUCUAUUGUACGAUUAUUAUAUCGCAAAUCUAAAUAUGAAAUAUGCUUCAAAGGGUAUCAUUCGCAAGUGCAGCAGUAACGUUAUUAGUAUUAUACGAAAUUGCUAUGUAUACUCAAGUUGAAGGGACGUAUAUUUAUUGUAUCUUGUACUUUGUGUUCACAGUUCCUUUUGAACACGCGCAUAUGUCAAUCUCGAGCUAUAAAUUUAAUUUCAUAAAUUUAACCGUGCAUAAACGACCCCCGUAGAAAUAAGUUUUCUAUAUGUUGAAAUGAAGGAGACGGUCCUCUCUUCACGGUGAAAAACUUCAUACAUUUUUCUCCCUGUGCAUUGUGUUUGUGUCUGAUGAAGUGAAAAGGCGGUUAUAGAUGGCCGUGCUUACAAGUGCAUCGGGCUAAUGAUAUUAUAUAAAUAUGCAAUUUAAAUGUGAGUUAGAGAUGCGCUCUUAGGGAAAAAGAACAAGAUCAAAUAAACCACCCCUCGAGACGGAAUAGAAUGUACAACAUAACAAUAACGAUUAUAAACGAGUUUUAUGACAUAAGUGCCUAUGGCAAUUUGCAUGCAGUACGUCGACCAUGACGAAUCGAAGUGUCUAGUGAAAGUUAGAAAAAUUGAUAAAAUGAUAAUACGCAAUUUAGUCUUUGAAGCAUGUAUUGAAAGAUAUUGUUGUACCCAUGUGAUCUUUUAUAUUUACAAUGAAUAUACACAUACGAAGAUACAGACGUUACAUAAACGUUAGACCGAAAACAAGAUGAAAAUUACAAAAAAUGUGAAAAUUCUCUUCUUCCCAAAGCUAUGCUCUAUUUACGAUAAUAGGGGAAAGUACUUUCUAUCCUGUUAUAUCCUGUACCUCUCGAGAAUAUGUAUGCUCAUACGUAAGGAACUUGACUUUAUCUUACAACCAACAAAAGUCAAGGAGAAUAUAAGUUUAGUGAUUGCGUACUUAUUGAUUUCAGCAUUUAUAUAUAAAUCUUUUUUGUAAAUUAUACACACAUACAUAUAUACAUACACCUCCAUAUACACACACUGUGUGUAUGCGUGCAUGAUGUGUGUGUAUAUAUAUGUGUGUAGUUUAGGAAGAGAACUGUAUUAUAUAAUAGUCGAAUGUGGUGCAGGUUUCAAGAGUUUCAAGAUGAAGCUCAAACAAUAGCAUUUGGACUGCACACGUGAACAUCAUACUCAUUCCGCGAAACUGGUAUUACUAAUUUAUCGUAAGCUCUAAAUGUCACAUACGCAUGUCUACGAAUUACUUGGUUACUUAAUUACUGGAAAAGGAAGGAAAAGAAAACAUGUUUUGCAUCGAUCUAUUGUACCUGCUUUGAAACUCAAAUUGCCUUAAUGACAAUUAUAUACAUCUGUAUCUGUAAAUAUAGACAAUACAACGGGAACCUAGUGUGUAAGAGAUAGAAUAAUGUUUUGAUGUGCUCAUUUGAACGAAAUAAUUCACAAGGCAUUUAGAGAUAAAAGAAGAAACAGACGAAGACAGAGAGAGAGAGGGGGGGGAUGUACUUUGUAGCAAUUAUACGUAUUGUAUCCAUCAUA